Molecule: messenger RNA, 1149 nt
Organism: Fomitopsis serialis
Lineage: Eukaryota; Fungi; Basidiomycota; Agaricomycetes; Polyporales; Fomitopsidaceae
Exons: 9
Coding region: 205-1149 (314 amino acids)
Source: RefSeq, a predicted model, not a curated record
CCUCGGUGACAUCAUCAUGCGCGCGCCGCGUCGCUCUUCGCCACCACUUGUAGCCUAAGACGCGUCCCCAACAUGGGACUCCGCAACACAGCUUGCCUUCAACGCUCACCUCGACGAGCGCACUGGUUCAAAUUUUGUUCACAGACUCUAAUGCCCGCGCAUCCUUCAGCAAUCCCGGAGACGCGAAUUCAAGUCUGUUGAGACAUGAUGGAAAACCUACCCAUCGACACCUCGCAUCCGGCGGUGAGAGACUAUCUCGCGCUGAUACGGCUGCAAGUGCUCACGCCGCUCUCGCUGCUCAUCAACAUCGCGACGGUGAUGGUAUGCAGCGCGAUCCUGACCCCGGGACUCAGCGAAAUAUCGAAGCUAUACCCAGCGACUAUCGCUCCGAACCAGAGCCUCAUCUCCAUCUAUGUCACGCUCGUCUAUGUUGGCCAACUGGGCUACUGCGUCCUGCUCGUAUUUGCACGAAAACCAGAAACUAAGGCGGCGAUGGUGAAGGGUGUGGGCAUGCCGCUUGUGAUCGCGAACUGGGUGAUGGCUGGUUGGGCUAUAGCCUGGGUUCUGCAAGCCUUCGUUGUCGCGACGUUGGCGCAAGGCAUAUUGUUCGUGUUGUUGCUCUACGCCAACCUCGUUCUACUCGUGUACCAUAGGCCGACGUGGUCCAGACCUUUUGAUGUACUAUUCAUCCAUGCGCCCGUACGGGCGUUCAUGAUCUGGCCGUUCAUGAUCAUGUUCCCUUAUACGCUCUUCGUGUCCCUCGGAUGGACGUUCUCACCUGGCGAGCCUCAGCACUACGCACGGCAUCAAUGGCCAGGCUUCAUAAUCAUGCUCAGCGUGAACCUCGUCGGCCUGCUGGUCGUCGUCAUCAGGCGUGACGUCGUCUGGUGCAUAUCCGCAGCCUGGAUGUGCGCAUCGGUAUGGAGCCGACAGCCGAAGCCCAUGCCUGUCUGGCUCACCUGCGUGCUCUUCACCGUCGCCCACCCGCUCGGGCUUGUGGUGUCGUGGCUAUGGAUGCGCCUGCGCGGACGGCGCGAGGGCCGCAUUGCGCUCCCGCCGGACCAGGAUGGCCAGCCGCAGGGAAACGGACAGGACCAAGGGAGACCUGGAGGCCCGAGAGAGGUUGACGCAGAGGCGCUGUGGGGAUGA